Messenger RNA from Eruca vesicaria subsp. sativa (arugula), 575 nucleotides. NCBI's taxonomy places the organism in Eukaryota, Viridiplantae, Streptophyta, Magnoliopsida, Brassicales, Brassicaceae. The record is from the annotation of a GenBank genome assembly.
ACAGGGAAAUGGCUUUUCUUUGUGUCACAAGAAACAUGUUAUCGGUUCUUCCUCUUCUCGUUCUCAUAUCAAUGACCCCUUUCUCUUCAUCUUAUACUCCGAGUGACAAAGUCACAAAAGAAUUAGUCGUCCAACUCUGCUCAAAACCGGCCGUUUAUAAAAACUUCUGCAUCGCUUGGCUAAACUCUGACCCAAAAACAGUCACGCUUGACUUACACGGUCUUCUCGGUAUGGUCAUGAAAAAAACCAUAGGGUUUGGGUACAAGACCAUAAGGAUGACACAAGGCUUAGUGAACACCACAACUGAUCCAAAUCUGAAGAUGAUAUAUGGGUCUUGCUUGACAGAUUAUGAACAAUCCACUAAAGGGAUCGAUGUAGCAAAAGGGUUUGCCAGCUCCAAAGACUACUUCUCAGCAUUUAUGGCGGCUUUUAGAGCGCAGAAUAGUAUAUCUGAUUGUGAAACCUUGAUUGAAGCACAGCCAAUACCUGCUUAUUUUUCGCGUCGCGUUAUAUUGUUUGAAAGAAUGUGUAGCAUUGGUAUGUUUUUCUCCACCAUUUUAUACAAAGGCAAAUAG